GCGGUCUACGAUGUUGGGAGGGAGAAAGAGGGAAGUAAUGUUAGUGACACACGGACGGGAGGACAGUAGCUACUAGCUACUGUAGCCUUGUUCUUCGAACAUUUAACGUUUCCCCCUCAUGAAUAACGACCCACUUUUUUUAUUCUUGGAGCAGGCAGGAUGGCAUCACAGGAGGGGGAGGAGCCUCCUCUAAACGGAGGUCGAUCAGAUAGCCGUCUGAAAAGCAAGAAGCCGCCCAGCCUUGUAAUAGCCAUCCCUCCUCGGGAGGAGAUGACGUCCCACGAUCCAUCUAAACAGCCACUACGUCCGUCCUUAAAGAAAAGCGCCAGCGGUCAAGCUUCCGAUUCUGUGACCGAGAACCUCUUUGGAACCAAAGAAGGAGCAGGAGAUGGAGGCUUCUCAUUCCGAGACAGGAGGGCAAAGUUUGGAAGACAAGCGUCGCUCUCGCAAAGCAUCCGCAAGAACACAGCCCAGUGGUUCGGGGUUGGGGAGGACUGUGAGACCAAGCAGCAAGUAUGGCAGAGGAAGAGCCUCCGCCAUUGCAGCCAGCGCUACGGCAAGCUGAAGGCCCAGUAUAGAGAGUCCGAAGCGUCCUGCAGCCUGGACCAGGGCCCGGACUCACCAGCAGCACAAAAGAUGCCCAAGAUCGUAGAUCCCCUGGCACGGGGGCGGGCCUUCCGUUGCCCUGAUGAGAUGGACGCUCGCUCCCCCAGGACGCCACACACGGCUGAAGGGGGGCCCUUCACACCAGGUUUCAACUCGCUCAGCUCCUUCACCAGCCAACGCUCCGGAUACUCCCGCUUCCCCAAGCGUAAGAGGGAGUCUGUCGCCCGCAUGAGCAUCCGAGCUGCAUCCAACCUGCUGCGGGGCCAUAGCGGCUUGGCAGGAUCCCAGACUGGUCGCAGUUUCCCCAAGAGGAGCUUCGCCCAGCCCAGCUGGAUGGACGAGGACACCGUGGACUCUGCGGACACUUCCAAGUCGCUCUUCUUCAGCAAGGUUGAUGCCCAUGAUGAGUUGUACUCAAUGGCUGAUGACGUAUUUGAAUCGCCUCCCAUGUCUGCAGCUUUUGCUCCCAGCGAGCAGCCUGACCAGAAGUUUCCAAGCCUUAAGGACGUCUGUCGAACGCCCAGGACACCAACAGCAGGGCCCGAGAAAAGCCAUCCCCGCCGGGGUGGUCGCAUCGCCUCCCAAGUCAAGCACUUUGCAUUCGACAAACGCAAGCGGCAGUACGGCAUGGGCGUCGUGGGGAAGUGGCUAAACCGGCACUACAGACGCAGCCUCAGCAGCAACGUCCAGAAGCAGCUGGAUGACUUCCACAGCCACAGGCCCUACUUUUCCUACUGGAUCACGUUUGUCCAUGUAGUAAUCACUUUGCUGGCCUGUUGCACAUACGGUUUUGCCCCUGUGGGGUUUGCACAACAUUCUACGACUGAACUGGUGCUGAAGAAUAAAGGUAUUUAUGAGAGUGUCAAGCAUAUCCAACAGGAGAACUUCUGGAUUGGUCCCAGCUCUGAUGACCUAAUCCACCUGGGGGCCAAGUUCUCCCCGUGCAUUCGUCAGGACACACAAAUAGUCAGUCUGAUCCAGAGGGCCAAAGAUCUGGAGAGAGAGUCCGGCUGCUGCGUUCAGAAUGACAACUCGGGAUGCGUGCAGACCCUCAGCUUCGACUGCUCCGAGACGCUGGCGACCUUUAUUAAAUGGACGAAUGAGCAUGUGGACACAAACAGGUCCUCCGGUUCCGUCUGUCACCAGGAUCCCAGAGUGUGUGAAGAACCUGCCUCUGCAGAGCCUCAUAUAUGGUCGGAUGACAUUACCCACUGGCCGGUGUGUACCUUUCCCAAGAGGUGGAACCACACAGGUUACAGACACAUGGACUGUAACAUCAAGGGACGGCCGUGCUGCAUAGGAACCAAGGGCAGAUGUGAGAUCACAACCAGAGAGUAUUGCUCUUUCAUGCAUGGCUACUUCCACGAGGAGGCCACACUCUGCUCACAGGUCCACUGUCUGGACGAGGUGUGCGGCUUGUUGCCGUUCCUUAACCCCGAUGUUCCAGAUCAGUUCUACCGUCUGUGGCUGUCUCUCUUCCUCCAUGCUGGGUUGUUGCACUGUCUGGUGUCGGUCGUAUUCCAGAUGACCAUCAUGAGAGACCUGGAGAAGCUGGCUGGUUGGGUGCGGAUCUCCAUCAUCUAUGUCCUCAGUGGUAUCACGGGAAACCUCGCCUCUGCCCUGUUCCUCCCCUACAGAGCUGAGGUCGGUCCGGCCGGCUCUCAGUUCGGCCUCCUCGCUUGCCUGUUUGUCGAGCUGUUUCAAGGUUGGCAGAUGCUGCAGAAGCCAUGGAAAGCCUUCCUCAAGCUGUUGGGCAUCGUCCUCUUCCUCUUCCUGUGCGGCCUCCUGCCGUGGAUCGACAACAUCGCCCACAUCUUCGGCUUCCUCAGCGGCAUGCUGCUCUCUUUCGCCUUCCUACCUUACGUCACCUUCGGGAACUUCGACAAGUACCGGAAGCGCAUCCUCAUCGCUGUCUCGAUGUUGGCCUACAUCGGGCUGUUCUCCUCGCUCAUUGUUUGGUUUUACUUCUACCCAAUUAACUGGCACUGGCUGGAGCAUCUCACCUGCCUGCCCUUCACAAGCAAGUUCUGUGAACGGUACGACAUAGACCACGACAUCAACGACGUGGUGCACUAAUCUCCAGGCUGCUGAUGAGCGUGAUGCUGAGCUGCUGUCUUCCAGCCAGUGAUCAGGUCAGCUGGUUCCAGGUCAACUCAGUGGCCUUUUAAGAAUGCUUUUGUAUUAUUUGCUUAUCAAAGGACCUGAUCAAAGUCCACGUGAAUGAAGCUGAAUCAGUCUCUUCUGUUCAGCCUAACCUCGAUAAAACAAUACUCAUACUUUUUAAUCGUCGGUCAAGUGUGGCACCCGCCAGCAUUUCCAUUUGCUAAUGGGCCGGAGAUACUCAGGACGGCGAAACUGCAAAAAGCAGGUUGGACCUGAAGAAAAUGAUCUACAUAGCAAGAGACUUACAUGUUCCUUCUGCUCAAAGCCCCAUAAAUCUAAAGAGGCCCAAUGAAUCGCUUCGGGCCAGCAGUUGGUUUUCCCUUUAACCGUGUACAGGACAAACAGCUGAGAUCAAAAGGAGGACUGAUGCUGUGGUGGGUCAUUGCGUUUUCGGUGGCCCAGUGAUCUGAGAUACGUCCGAUGCCUCCUUCCACUCAUUCACAUUGUUUGUACACACUUGAGUUCAACACCACACACGCUGCCAUUCAGUCCCACUGCUUCCGUCUGUUUUAAACAGUCGUGAACCUGUACAGCUGAAAUACUUAAUAAUUGAAAUAAGUGAAAUGGCAGUGGUUUAGUAAGCCGAGCUGCCUUAAACAGACAAAGAUGCCUCAUUUUAUUUUUUCAUAAAGGUCGUGACCGACUCUCAGUAAGCUGAUGAGUACCAUAGAAAGCAGCCACAUGUGCUGCUUGCAUAUAUGCAUGUUGUCCUUGCCAAUCACUCCUGUUUUCUGUACACCACUGCUACAAAUCAAGGAUCCCAGCGUCUAGGGUAUAGUAAGUGUGAGCUCUUUUAAGGAAACCUUUAUACUGUGCCUUCUAACAUGCAAGGGUUUGAUCUGAAGUCACUUCUCCAGUCAGGAUUGUCCAUGCUCCAGUGUCACUGCGGAGUUCGCAUGGGGACCAAAUCAUUUCCCUUUUUUCUAUUUAUUGGAAUAAAAGGUUUCAAAUACA
Gasterosteus aculeatus aculeatus (three-spined stickleback) is the source of this 3723-nucleotide messenger RNA. Its product is annotated as inactive rhomboid protein 2. Gene Ontology annotation, biological process: regulation of epidermal growth factor receptor signaling pathway; regulation of protein secretion. NCBI's taxonomy places the organism in Eukaryota, Metazoa, Chordata, Actinopteri, Perciformes, Gasterosteidae. Gene Ontology annotation, cellular component: endoplasmic reticulum membrane. Gene Ontology annotation, molecular function: serine-type endopeptidase activity. The record is from RefSeq and is a predicted model, not a curated record.